Molecule: messenger RNA, 417 nt
Organism: Apodemus sylvaticus (European woodmouse)
Lineage: Eukaryota; Metazoa; Chordata; Mammalia; Rodentia; Muridae
Exons: 3
Coding region: 25-348 (107 amino acids)
Source: RefSeq, a predicted model, not a curated record
GCUCGCGCACGGCCCUCACCUGCCAUGGCGCGGGCGGGACGCGCCCAGCUGAGCGCGGCCGACCGAGGCGCUCCGAGCGCUCAGCCCCGGCCGCCACCGCCGCUGCCGCCACCGCCGCCGCCGCCGGGGAGGGAAUUUUUUCCCUUUUCAAAAUGGCGCCCAAUGCCCGUCGCCCCGCCGGAUGACGUCAUCCCCCUCCGCCUCCUCCGACGAACUUUUUCUGUGAUGCCGAGUAGGAGUGGCGACGUGGGCACCGCAGCCUUGUCCUUCUUAAUCUCAAGUGGAAAGAGUCUACAUUUUUCACCACUAAGAAAGAAGGACACAUUUUCCUUUAUGAAGCAGAGUUAAACAACCAACCUGGUCAGGCCAGUUCUCCAUUGCUUGUCUCAUCGGACUCAUCGCCACUGUAUGCUGCAC